CUAGAAUUCCAACGGACAACAAGAACACUAGAGAACCCACCACCCUGCCGCAAACAAACAAACAAACAAUCAACACCCUUCCUCGGAAAGAAAGGAAAAACCAUACACACAUUCUCCCAGCCAGUUUCUGACAGGAUCCCCGACAUCUCGGUUAUUCCAAAGUAAAACACCUUUUCAACACAGGGAAACAAUUUACACCGCUGCUGAAUCCAUUGAACGCUCUCCCCUAAUCGCGUACUUCAAGUUCAACCCAAGGAAUCCUAUAUAUUGAAUCGAUAUAACCCGCAAACUCUUAUUUAUUUUUUCCUCAUCGGCCAAAGACAGGCGUGAUGAGUGGCUCAAACUCAUACAGACCAAGACAUUCACAUCCGAUCAACGGUUUGUCUCUGAUCCCACAACAUGUCCUUAAUUCGAACCGGAACACCCCAUCUCCGCGUCUCAGUCGUCCAGCAAUCGAUCCAUUCAAGGCGUUUACUGCUAACGAUCUCGACGGUUUUGUCGAUAGUAUUACUAGCAAGAUUCGCAACGCUCUCUUGGGCAACUCCUCAACCGAUCCCCCACAGCCUCAAACCAAGACUCAUUCCUCACGUUCUAGCGACGUAUUUGGCAAGUUAGAAUCCAUCCAAGCUUCUAAUCAAUCCAACCUCGCUCCUCGACCGGGCCCCUCUGGCUCUAAAAACCAAUCUGCGGGAGAUGGUCUCGAUGAUACCGUUUCUGAUGAAGAGAGUAGUGACAGCCAUGUUGAAAAUAGCAUUCAACCAAAACUCAAAACAGAUACCCACAUUGUUAUUGACUCAGACGAUGACAACCUAGCAUCUUCUCCUCGUGGCUCUCAAAUUGUCCAGAAUCAGACCAGCCAGAUUUCCCAAAGCGACUAUUCUGACGGCGAUCCAGAUUCGGAUGAUAAAGACAUCCACUCAGAAUCAGAUGAUCAAAGCUCAGAUUCCCCAAACGAUCGCCAUCCCGCUUCUCAAGAUCUUAGUGCUUCCAGUACCUCAUUCCUCAACGAUAAUCAUUCACACGAUUCAGAAGAUAUGGUUUCAAUCGAUGGCUCUAUACAUGGAAGCAUCUCUAAUUCAAUCUCUGCUUCAUCGGAUUCUCUAGAAAUUUCAACUGGACCCAAGCCUCCUGGAGAGCAAGUCCGUGAAGAAAUAGAGGAGGAAGCUCACGCUGUUUCAGAUUCUUCGAGCAUUGUCUUUCAAUCACGUCCUUCAACAUCAAAGCCAUCAGUUUCCAAGCAACCCUUCUCUCCAGGUGCUGGAUCAUCUCAUGAAAGGGAAAAUAAUAUAUAUCAUGAAGAUGACGAUUUUGAUGGUAUGGAGGAGUCUGGAGAAGAAUAUGAACAGGAUGAAGAUGACGAGGAAGAUGCUGAUGAUAAUGAUGAUGAAGAUCUUGAAGUUGAUGGCGAAGAUGAAGGUUUUGACAUUGACAGUGCUGUUGCUGAUAUUGAUGUGAAUGUUGAUGGAGAGGCGGUGGGUCCUACAAGGUUGGCGAAGAGAGAACUGGAAGACGGGGAGAUCGAAGAGGGAGAAUUGGAAACCGAGGAGAAUCGAGACCAUAAUCCAAGGGAUAAUCCCGAAAUGCUGCCCGCCGGGGAUAUUUUGGUUGAUGCCCCUUUCACUUUGGUUCAAGAAGACCUUGAUCAAAAUAUUCAUCCUGAUUUCAGACCAGAAUCGACCGAUGUGGAUAAACAAAAAGAUGAUCAUUCCUCCAAGAUUCUUGAUCAACCUAGCGGCACCAAGCCUCUUCUCUUGCCUGCGCUCGAGAAUAAAAAACUAUCACGCGUGGGAAGUUUCUCUGCCGAUGGUGCAAUGAUGUUUCGGCCGUCCAGUGAAAGUUCGGUGGAUCUUGACUCUGAUCAAGGAGACGAAGACGCGCAAGAUGUCGACAAGACACAAGCUCCCGGUGAUGUUGAUGGUUCGCCGAUAAUCGAUCAUGAUCCUCUUGUCUCUGAUCAAUCUCAAAAUUCACCUUCGAUGGUACUUGACCAAUCCCAGCCUCAAUCAUUCUAUCGCCCUGAAUUCCAUCUUUCUGGGUCGGAAUUAGUCCAAGAUGAGCAUUUUCUGCCAAUCAACUCAUCGUCCGAGCCACAACAAGGCUCCGAUCGAGCUACCGCGGAAAAUCCAUUGUUGCCUGUUGAAACCAUUGAACACCAAGAUGCCAACCCUAAUCUGGACGGGUCCCCACAAGCUGUCUCGCCUACAUUUGGCCCUCGCGAAGUUCAAACCGCAUCGAACAUAACCGACAAUCCCCCGCAAGAAGAGCAAAUCGAAGAUGAUAAUGACUUGUUCGAGGGCGAUGAAGAUUUGAGAUUGCAUAAGCUCGGAGUCGAUCAAUCGCGAUUGCAUAGUCUAAACGAAGAUGAGGAUGGAACCCUGCCGACUGUUGCUCCUUCUGGGGAAGUUGAAGAUCGGUUCUCAACAAUCGAAAGGCAGUUUGAAAACUUCAUCGCACGUACCGUCGAACCACAACUUUCCGCGAUGGAAGAGCAGACUCAGGGAACUGUUUGCGAACUUCCUGUAUCGUCGACUGCUUGUGAUAGCAAUGCGAUCACCAUCAGUCAAUCCGCUGCUGUUCAAAUUGUGGUGCAGCAACCUUUAGAAACUGACAGCCACGUUGUGGAUAAUGCUGUCGACUUAACCGGUGCCCAAGACACUCACACUACCAGUGCUGAAAUUACCCGGCAAGCAAUCGUUGUUGCGCAAACCGAAGAUACCUUCAUUAGCACUGUGGAAGAUGCUCAAUCUCGCGCCUCGCCAGGUGGUCAAGAUGAUCCAGCUCGGCCUUCACUUGACCUCCUGUGGGGAGAACUUUCACCCACAAAUGGCGUCACCCAGGCGACGGAAGAAAGCGGAAUGAACGAAGUAAAUUUUUUCCCUCUGAAGCAGUCUGAUUCGGAAAUUUUCAAUUCGAGUUCUUGGUCUCCCGCCCUCUCUACCAACGUUUCAUCUAACGCAGAUCACACGAGCGCUCAGCUAUACGGUUCUACUGACAUGAAGUAUUCAAUAAUUCCACUCACACUUUCUCAGCGUUCCAACUUUCGGCAAAGUAUCAAUCUCGAUGAAGAUGUGGAAGCAUCAUGUGAAGCAACCAACGAUGGAUCUACUGAUAUGAACCUUCCAUCAAACAAUGGCCCCCAGGCGCAAUUGUCGCCAUCUCAUGAUCAAGACGAUUAUGAUAUGUUGGCGUCUAGUCUCAUAGACGGUAACUCAGAUGUUGUCCCAGCAGAUCCCGAUCAGAAUACUGACAAAGCUGUCGGCAAACAAGAUAUAGAAGUGCCGUCUGAAGAAAAUUUGAAACUUGCCCUCGCUGACAAGGCCCAUGAGAAUAAUCCGCAAGAUGAAAAACCUCAAAGUGGUAACCAAUCUGUUCCACAAGAACUGGGUGCUGAUACCAACCCAUUCGAUGAAUCUUCUCAGCUUGCACUUCUGCCUUGCAAAGGCUCCAUCCGCCCCCCGUCGCCCCCCAAAGCUUCGGACAGCACCAUGGAUGAAGCUGAUCUACUGCUGUCCCAAUUCAUAAACUGCAGCCCUGACACGGUGGACGGCCAAAAUCUAAAUGAUCGACCGGCACCUGCUUCGCCAACACCCAGUGCGGCUGUAGUGCCGGCAGUCACGUUUGCUACUUCCCCGCCGGCGGAAAUGAACCGUUUUGAAGGAUUUGAUUAUCAAAAUGGCGCCGAAGACGCCCAAUUAAGCGUUAUGUUGAAUGUCGAACAACCGCUUUCAGCGUUCGAACCUCAGACACCGAGGACGAGCACUACCUUAGGACAAGGAACUUCGUCUGAAUCCUCGGAAAGACAUUUAUCAAGGGGCUCAGCCUAUUCUGCGCCUUCAUCAGUGAUCUCAAGUGAUACAGCUUCAGUGCCAGCGUCGGUUGCGCCACCACCGCCUUUGCAUAACGCGUCAAUGGGUGCACCUACUGAAGCUGUUGGCUUGUCCAAUCAAAUGACGCGACGCGCAUCAAUUGACUCCAGCACCCAUGCCGAACCGCCAUCACCUUCAACCUCCACUCGACAUCGCAGCGCCCCAAUAACUCAAGAACAAGUUAAUGCACCAGGGCUGCCGCAUAUGGAGGCAGCAGAAGUCGCAUCUUCUUCCUCGAGUGAUCUACCGGACCCCCUUCGAUCCCCGCCUCCCCUCAAUCAACAAUUGAUCCCCAUUCGCCCGGCUGAAAUCAACACCCCGGUCUCACGAGCAUCAAGUAUGGUAGCUCAUCCCCCAUCGCCCUCCUGCUCUAAUCUCUUAGAAGGAUCUCACAUGUCUAUCGGUACAUCGCACCGAGAUGCGUCCCCACAAUUUGAUGCGAGGCUUUUAUUACCUGAUCCGAUAGCAACCCCUCUGCCUGUGUCGAUCCCAGCGAUCAAACUUGAAGAUAUCCCCAACGAUUGCUUAUCACUCGAGCGGCACCAUUCCAUUAAUUCCAGCGCUGCUAGCCAACCGGCAACUUCCCCACGUUUUGAGAAAUUCUCAUCAUCAAUGAUUUCUCCAGCGAUUCGGGGUCCAGAUGCCUUGAUAGAGAAGAAUGUACAGGCCGUCGGUGACGUCAAUAGCUCUGAUACCAAAGCAGGUUCGGAUUCUGAUACCAAAGCGGUUUCGCCUGCUAAUAUUGCCAUCCAACUCGAUCGGCCCGAUGGUUCCAUCUCGCCCCGUGACAGCAAGGUGCUCGAAGCGGAUAAGCGAAGUGAGGAUUCCCAAGGACCUCCCAUCCCAGUCAUGAAUCCACAGGCCCCUCAAAGUCAAUUCGCAGAGCAUGCGAAAGACGGCGAGGUCACCAACCAGGAAGAAGUUUCCAAGGUGUCGAAUCCAUCGCCUCAUACACCAUCCAAAAUGCCCAUUGCGACGCCUGAGCCGGCUUCUCCCUUGGUUGGUGACCAUGUGGGCUCUGUAGAGGUCAAACAAGAUUUAACCAUGGGGGAAACAUCAGCUGUUUCGCCAGAUGUUCACCAAGAUCGAGCCAUCAAUGGGGUGGCGAACCCUACCGCAGAUGCCAAGCCAGAUUUCAAGGUAGACUCUGUUGAAGAUGCCAAGCGAGACACAGUCGAUAAGAAAAAGGUAGACCCGAAGGCAGAUGCUAAGCCAGAUCCACUUACCACCGAGGCCCAAUCUCAACUUGGCCCAACCACCCGCAACAAACGCAAAAGACAAAGUGCACCGGAGGAUCCAAGUGGGACCGCCCCUUUGCAAGAGAUCAACGCGGAAGAGCAGGCGGAACAAGAUCGCGAAUCGCAGUUGCGAGAAAUUCUUAAGAAGCGAAGAGCCUCCAAACAGCUGACUCCCCAAACAGUCCCUCAGCCAAAGAGUCCGAAAAAAAAGACCAGCCCGACAACACAGUCCAUCGAAACCAAGAAAAAGAAAAAAGUGGUCAAGAGAGAAGCCAAGCCCUCAAAAGGCGACGGUCAUUCAGAGGGCGAAAUUGAGCCCAACCUUGCAUCUGACGCUGCUGAAGUUGAGUCUAAAGGACUUCCGACUCGAAGCAGCCUGCCGCGUGCUGCAAAGAGAUCGUCGAUGGCGCCGAACAGCCUGGCUCCACCGGCUCUACUACGAAGUCCUUCGAAUGCCACAGCGCGAUCUGUGUCGCCUGGGCUGCCUCCGUCCAGUCCACUGAACAUUAACGUCGGUGAAGAAUCUUCCAAUUCUCUCCUAGUUUCUGAGCACGAUGAUCUGUCUCUUACCGUCGGUAAUAGAAGGUCUUCGAGCAACUCUCGAUCGACCGCCAGUCCUAUUCCGCCCGCCAGCACAGUCUCGGUCAUGGUACCACCCCUACAGCCUGAGGAUAUGCUUCCUAAACUACGCCUUCAUCAGCAUAACUCGAAAAACAAGUUAUUCGGUCUGCAAGCCAAUCACCCAACUCUGGAAAGCUCACAGCAGAAUAGUGGAGAUGGGACAGAAUCCAAACCGGUUGUUGGAGCACGUACCGGUAAACGCAAGCAGUCUGAGGGUAAUGAGGCUCGUCAAUUACCACCUUCUUUACCACCGGUUACUCGAUCGCAUUGUCAUUUCAUCAGAUUAAAGUUCCCCACGACUGCCGAACGAAGAUUUGAUACCUUCCUGGUCCCUCAAUGUGCAACGGGCGAUGAGGUGAUCAAGAAGAAGAUGAAACAGUUUGAGAUGGUUGAGGAUGAUAAUCUGACGGGAGAAGAACAGAGUAGAGGGGUCCGGAUUGGACCUGAUGGGCGCAAACAUUCCGAGGCAAGACUCGAGCAUCCGAUGCUAUUAAGUCUCAAGCCAGAGUGUUCGACGUUUGCGGUUGAUGACGAGACGUUGAACAUCCUCAUCGAUGUCUUUGGGCUAUGGUUGAUCCAAGACGGCCAGGUUGAAGUCUUGUUACCCAAGGCAUUUUUCAGCAGGUUCGAUGAUGAAGAGGAGCUAGACGAGCGGGAACGAGAGCUGAGCUUUUCGUCCUUCAGUUCCUGGAACGAGCCCCAUCUUUCUCAACGAGGUACCAGUCAAGCUAGUACAUCUAGGAGCAGCCAUAAUCGACUCAAACGCAGGGCUCAGUCUCCCUCCUCUUCUUUGCCCUCUAGAGCCUCCUCCCCUCGCUCUUCUUCUUUUCUUUCUCCUAAUGAAGCCAAGACUCGUCACAAACGUAGAAGAUCAAAUCAAGUUGAAGAGAAUUGAUAGAUGGAAAGUCCCCUCCACAUCCGUUGAGAACUCCCCCCUCCCCCCCCUUUACUCUAAUGAUCUAUUUCUCAAACUCUUCAUACUAUACUGUGUAAUACUGAAAAGUCUUUUUUUCUGUCUUCUUUUUUUUGUAAGUGUACCUACA
Puccinia graminis f. sp. tritici CRL 75-36-700-3 is the source of this 6768-nucleotide messenger RNA. RefSeq lists its product as uncharacterized. The transcript is spliced from 9 exons. Bases 330 to 6620 code for a protein of 2096 amino acids. The record is from RefSeq and is a predicted model, not a curated record. NCBI's taxonomy places the organism in Eukaryota, Fungi, Basidiomycota, Pucciniomycetes, Pucciniales, Pucciniaceae.